AUGGACUACAGGAAGUUGAACGACGCCACUAGAAAGGACCAUUAUCCGGUACCUUUCAUUGAUAAAAUGUUGGAUAUGUUGGCAGGACAUGAGUACUAUUGUUUUCUUGAUGGCUACUCAGGGUACAAUCAGAUUGUUAUUGCACUAGAGGACCAGGAGAAGACCACCUUCACUUGUCCGUAUGGCACAUAUGCGUUCAAGCGCAUGCCAUUCGGCUUGUGCAAUACCCCGGCCACAUUUCAGAGAUGCAUGAUGACAAUCUUCCAUGAUAUGGUGGAGGAUUUUGUUGAAGUUUUCAUGGACGACUUCUCGGUAUUUGUUGCUAGGUGUGAAGAGACAAAUUUGGUGAUAAACUGGGAGAAAUGUUACUUUUUGGUUCGAGAGGGAAUUGUGUUGGGACACAAGAUCUCCAAAAAUAGGCUGGAAGUUGACAAAGCCAAAGUAGAGGUUAUUGAGAAGUUGCCACCCCCAUCAUAG
Messenger RNA from Solanum tuberosum (potato), 477 nucleotides. Its product is annotated as RNA-directed DNA polymerase homolog. The record is from RefSeq and is a predicted model, not a curated record. Bases 1 to 477 code for a protein of 158 amino acids. NCBI's taxonomy places the organism in Eukaryota, Viridiplantae, Streptophyta, Magnoliopsida, Solanales, Solanaceae. The transcript is spliced from 2 exons.